UAUGUAUGAUAACUGUUUAUAGAUUUAAAAAUUCUACAUCAAUAUUUAUUAGCGCAUUUUUUCUUUUGUUUAAUUUUUGCAAUGAGUUUGCCGCCGAAAGCGGUACCGAAAUCAGCUGCCGCUGUAGUAACUGGACCUGGAACCGGCCCGUCUCCGUCGGGCCAACUGCGGGCUACACUGACCCACGGGUCGCUGCCGCCGGGAGCCCCGGUCGCUCCGCAGCCGCCACCGCCGAUCCCGCGAGUCCAGCCCUCUCUGGAAGACCGCAUCUUCCCUGCGCAGCCCGGUGUCGCUGCCAUCUACAGCGUACCCAGACACCCUGGCCCUCCCUACACGACACACGACAUCGCCAAGGGACACCCCAACCUGGCAGGCACGCCCCCUGGCCAUGCCUCCUCCCCAGGCCUGUCACAGUCUCCCUACGCCGCCGGGCAGAACGCUGGCUCCGCCCCGCUGGUGUACUCACCCCAGGGACAGCCAAUGAACGCGCAGCCACAGACUCGCGCGUUUGCUACGGGUCCUCGUCCCACGCAUCACCAGGGAGGAUUCAGGCCCAUUCAGUUUUUCCAGAGGGCUCAGAUGCCUCCGGCGCGGGCUGCCAUUCCCAGCAGCAGUCCCUCCAUCCGGCCGGGCUCUCAGGCGCCGAGCGGUGCGCCAGUGUACAACCCAAACCAGGCCAUCCGGUCGGGAGCACAGACCCCCAGCGCCGCCGCCGUGUACCCCCCAAACCAGCCCAUCAUGAUGACCAUGACCCCCCUGCCCUUCCCCUCCCCCCAGGCUGCACAGUACUACAUCCCUCAGUACCGGCACAGUGCCCCCUACGUGGGUCCCCCGCAACAGUACUCGGUGCAGCCUCCGGGGCCCGGAACCUUCUACCCCGGGCCCGGCCCAGGAGACUUCCCCACGCCAUACGCGACGCCCCCUUACUACCCUGGGCAGACGGUGUACCCCCCCUCCCCCCCCAUCAUAGUGCCUACCCCACAGCAGCCUCCGCCCGCCAAGAGAGAGAAGAAGCCAAUCCGGAUUCGGGACCCCAAUCAGGGCGGGAAGGACAUCACCGAGGAGAUCAUGUCCUGGGGCGGCAGCGGGAGCCGAAAUCCCACCCCGCCCUCAGGAAGACCCUCCUCCACCCCCACCCCACCGCAGCCGAGCAGCCAGACCCCAGAUCUCAGCCACACCCCGGAUCACGGCCGCACCUCCUACAGCGUGGAGACGCCCCCGCUGCCUGUCCCUGUGGCCCCUGACUCCACGCCGGCCGCAGAUGACAGGCCCAAACUGGAGGCUGCUGUGCUGAAGGCUCCGCCCGCUGGACUGCAGCUCCCAGAGGCCCCCAGCGACCCUGCCCCGGGCCUCCCGGCAGCCCCGCCUCCCCUGGUCAGGCCUGACACACCCGAGCUCGCGGGAGAGGGUGAGCCGGCCGAAACGCUCGCCCCCUCCCAGGAGCCCGAGGCAGCCUGGCCCCUGCCCCAGCCCCUGCCUCAGCCUGAGGGGUGGGACCUGGAGAAGCCUCUCCCAGACCCCGCCCCCACAGCCCCUGCAGGCCCCGCCCUCAGGGCUGUGAACGGAGUGGCGGACAGGGACACCGAUUCCCCGGGCUGCGACGUGGGACCCACCGAGUCCCCCUGCAGGGAACCAGCCCCGCCCCAGCCCCAGCUUCCCGCCCCCUGUCCCAGCACGCACCCCCAGGAGCCGGGCUCCGCCCCGGGGCAGGAUAAUGGCCCCGCCCCUCCCGCAGGAGCCUCUGUGGCUCCGGUCCCCCUGGCCACCCCCUCUCUGGUUAACGCUCCUGCUGCAUCUCUGCCGCCCCCUCCUGGGCUGCUGCUGCCAGUGCAGCCUGCGGCCGAGGCUGGAGAUGCCAGGAGUCAGUCCCUGGGAGCAGAGUCUGCAGAGCGCCCCCUCCUGGCGGGAGAAGAUACAGAAAUCACAGCCAGUGAGGAGCAUCCCCAGCCACUAGCCAACUCCAGAAAGAGUCCCAUUACAGCUCACCCCACAUCUGCUUCACCAAAGACCUGGAAGAAACCAAAUGAAGACAGUGGGGGGGGGGACGUGCUGGAGACAGAGACGGAGGUGGGUCCCGGGGAGAUGGAGGCUGGAGAUGCAGCCUUGGAGGCGGAGCCAGAGCACAGAAGCCCACCCCCCGAGGAGGCAGAGGAGCCCCUCAUCCCGGAGGAGAACGGGGAGGCGGAGCUAGAGGCGGAGAUCAUGCGGAACGGGGCAGGGAAUGCCUCCGAGACGGAGAGCAGUGACAGCGGCUUGACUGCAGGAGAGAGGGACAGCUCCACCAGGGCGGCGCCAUACCUCCCUCAGGAAGGCCUUUGUCCCGCAGAGCCCACGCAGACGCACAGGAAGAGGCAGUACGACCGGGACUUCCUGCUGGGAUUCCAGUUCACGCCGGCCUGUGUGCAGAAGCCUGAGGGCCUGCCGGCCAUCAGCGACGUGGUACUGGACAAGAUAAACCAAAACAAGCUGCCAUCGCGAGCCGUGGACUCGCGGGUGAUCUCCAGAGGGCCGGACUUCACUCCCGCCUUCGCCGACUUCAGCAGACAGAUACCGGGAGGACGAGGAGCAGCACUGAUGUCCGUGGGUGUGAGAAGGCCGCAGCCGCGUAAGAUCAUCAUGAACGUGUCUGUGAACGACGAGGUGCAGCUGAAGAGGGCGGAGAACGCCUGGAAACCGGGCAUCAAGAGGGAGACAGGCGGAGAUGACCCCCAGGCCGAGAAGACUCAGGAGCUGUUCCGAAAGGUGCGCAGCAUCCUGAACAAGCUGACGCCGCAGAUGUUCCAGCAGCUGAUGAAGCAGGUGACAGACCUGACCAUCGACACCGAGGAACGGCUCAAGGGGGUCAUUGACCUUGUGUUUGAGAAGGCCAUUGAUGAGCCCAGCUUCUCCGUCGCCUACGGCAACAUGUGCCGAUGCCUUGCCACGCUCAAGGUGCCGAUGGCAGAGAAGCCGAACACCACGGUGAACUUCCGGAAGCUUCUGCUGAACCGCUGCCAGAAGGAGUUUGAGAAGGACAAAGUGGACGACGUGGUGUUCGAGAGGAAGCAGCAGGAGCUGGACUCUGCCGCCUCGGCGAGUGAGAGGGAGCGGCUGCAGGAGGAGCUGGAGGAGGCCAAGGACAAGGCUCGCCGGCGCUCCAUCGGCAACAUCAAGUUCAUCGGCGAGCUGUUCAAGCUGAAGAUGCUGACGGAGGCCAUCAUGCACGACUGUGUGGUCAAGCUGCUGAAGAACCACGACGAGGAGUCGCUGGAGUGCCUGUGCCGCCUGCUCACCACCAUCGGCAAGGACCUGGACUUUGAGAAGGCCAAGCCACGCAUGGAUCAGUACUUCAACCAGAUGGAGAAGAUCGUGAAGGAGAGGAAGACCUCGUCACGCAUCCGCUUCAUGCUGCAGGACGUCAUCGACCUCCGACUGCAUAACUGGGUGUCCCGGCGGGCGGACCAGGGUCCCAAAACCAUCGAGCAGAUCCACAAAGAGGCCAAGAUCGAGGAGCAGGAGGAGCAAAGGAAGGUGCAUCAGCAGUUGCUGUCCAAGGACAAGAGAAGGCCAGAGCAAAGGGCGCAGCGGGAGGAGACGUGGAGCACCGUCCCCAUGACGAAGAACAGCAGGACGAUCGACCCCACCAAGAUCCCCCGAAUCUCCAAGCCCACCAUCGACGACAAGAUCCAGCUGGGCCCCCGAGCGCAGCUCAACUGGGUGAAAGGAAGCAGCGGCGGAGCCAAGGCCAGCGAUGCAGAUCUGUCCCGCAGCGGGGGCAGCAGUCUGAACCGUUACUCCGCCCUGCAGUCCUCCUCCCCCCACACCUCCACCCCCCCGCCGGUGACCCCCGACUUCGACUCCCGGAGGACCUCUCUGAGCAGUCGCGGUAGCACAGGGAGAGAGCGGAAUGACAAGCCGCCGAGCUCCGCCCCUUCUCGGCCCUCCCCCUCUGCCCGGGGCGGGACCAAGGAGCUGCAGGAGACCCCGAGCAGCGAGGAGCAAAGGGACACGCCCGACACUCCCGGCUCCGCCCCCGACCCGGAGCCAGAGCGCUGCAGAGCCAGGGACCCGGUGAAAGUGGAGUCUCCAGACAGGCCUUGCCUCUCAGAGGAAGAGAUGGAGAGGAAGUCUAAAUCCAUCAUUGAUGAGUUCCUGCACAUUAAUGACUUCAAGGAGGCCUUGCAGUGUGUGGAGGAGCUGGAUCAGGCGUCUCAGCUGCACAUGUUUGUGCGGGUGGGCGUGGAGUCCACCCUGGAGCGCAGCCACAGCACGCGAGACCACAUCGGCCAGCUCUUCUUCCAGAUGCUGCACUCCGGGAUGCUGUCCAAGGCCCAGUUCUUCAGAGGGUUUGUGGAGACAUUGGAGCUGGCAGACGACAUGGCCAUCGAUAUCCCGCAUAUAUGGCUGUACCUGGCUGAGUUGGUCACCCCAGUGCUGCGGGAGGGGGGCGUCUCUGUCAGAGAGUUAUUUAGUGAAUUUAGCAAACCUUUGCUUCCUGUGGGAAGAGCAGGGAUAUUAUUUUCUGAAAUUCUGCACCUACUAUGCAAACAAAUGAGCCAUAGGAAAGUGGGGGCCUUAUGGAGGGAGUCGGGCCUGAGCUGGGAGGACUUCCUUGCCGAGGGGGAGGAUGUCAGCUGCUUCAUCUCUGAACAGAAGCUGGAGUUCACGGUGUCGGACUGCUCCAGCCCGACCGCAGGGCACUCGAAGAGGACGCUCUCUCCCGAGGAGCUGUCCCAGAAGCUGGAGAAGCUGCUGCUGGAGGAAGUGGCCACUGACGAGCAGAUCUUUGACUGGGUGGAGGCGAAUUUGGAUGAAUCUCAGAUGAGUUCUCCGCCGUUCCUCAGAGCUUUAAUGACCACGGUGUGCAAAGCCGCGGUGAAAGAAGACAGUGCUUCCUACAGAGUAGACACUGCCAUUAUCCAGAGGAGGUUGCCAGUUUUACUCAAGUACCUUAACUCAGACACUGAGCGACAGCUGCAAGCACUUUAUGCACUUCAAGCGCUGAUCGUUUCCCUCGAUCAGCCUCCCAACCUGCUGCGGAUGUUCUUCGACUGCCUCUACGACGAGGACGUGAUUUCGGAGGACGCCUUCUACAGGUGGGAGUCCAGCAAGGACCCCGCGGAGCAGCAGGGCAAGGGCGUGGCCCUCAAGUCCGUCACCGCCUUCUUCACCUGGCUGAGGGAGGCGGAGGAGGAGUCAGAGGAUAACUGACAGCAGCGAGAGGACCGUCUGCGCAGACGAGUGCAACUGCGCAAAGAACAGGACCGUCUGCGCAGACGAGUGCAACUGCGCAAAGGACAGGACCGUCUGCGCAGACGAGUGCAGAGGAAGGCUGUCUGUGGCUGCAGCUUCAGAUCAAACAAACCCUACACACAUACACACACAUGCACACACACGUCUGCAGGAGACGGGGAGGGAUGUGCGAGUGCCAUUUCACGGUGGUACAGACGCUUCUGGGAUGUGCCGCCAUUCGGCAGGAGCACUAAAUACAUGUAUUAUUUAUAGAAAAUAUUUUUGUUUUAAAUUUUAACUUUUUUUUCUUUUGUUACUUUUUAAAAAAAAAAAAGACUGAAGAAAUGCAAUUUCUGUGCAACAAAGAUCCAUAGGUUCUGAACUCUUGUAAUUUAUUUUUUGACUGCAAAUACAGAAGUUUAUUUAACACUGACGCUCGUGAGGAGGAGCACAUGGACGAAGUUCAUAAUAGAAAUAUUAAUAUUAUUGACAAUAACUGCGAAGCCUAGCCUCCCUGGAUUCCCAGCUGAUUGGUUGCAAACGGGGUUAAACAAUAAUAAACUUUGCAGAUGAAGGGAAAGGGAGGGGCAGGGCCGUUGAGCGGAUCGGUGUUUGUAACACGUCAGAAGCGGAGGGUUAUUAUUAAAUAACCGCAGAAGAACUGCUUCCUCUGCAGCAGCCUGCCGCCCGGGACACACCCGCCGCCCGGGACACGCCCGCCGCCCGGGACACGCCCGCCGCCCGGGAGGCAGUGCAGCCCACAGAGGAGCUGAAAGCGAGGAGCGGGGAGUCCCGACCCGACCUGC
This is a messenger RNA of Megalops cyprinoides (Indo-Pacific tarpon), 6017 nucleotides long. RefSeq names its product eukaryotic translation initiation factor 4 gamma, 3a (gene eif4g3a). Gene Ontology annotation, molecular function: translation initiation factor activity; protein binding; mRNA binding. NCBI's taxonomy places the organism in Eukaryota, Metazoa, Chordata, Actinopteri, Elopiformes, Megalopidae. Gene Ontology annotation, cellular component: eukaryotic translation initiation factor 4F complex. The record is from RefSeq and is a predicted model, not a curated record. Bases 82 to 5190 code for a protein of 1702 amino acids. The transcript has 35 exons.